CAACAGAUGAUAUUUAUUGGGCUGCAAUUGUGCAAGUUAUUUUAAUUGGAUGCAUGGAAGGAGUGAGAGGUAGCAUCUCAACUUUCAACCAAGACAAGUUCAAAGUAUGUAAUACCAACAAGCAUGCAGGACAAAAUGGAAGCGUUUAACGUAUACUAAACUCUUAACAACUAAAUUCUUAAUCAAAAUUGGUUUUAGCCUCAAAGUCCUCCCACAAAGCACCCUUUCUUAAGCCUAUUCUUAUGGCUUCAAACUAUCAGAAAUGUCGAUUUCCGAUCAUCCUCUCUCUGUGCAUGCUGUUCUUGAGAAGUUGUGAAUCAGAUACCCCUCCUACUAAUAUCACUGGUAUUUAUCCGUUUAACUGCUCUGCGAAGAUCAACAAAUGUAGUUCUUACCUUUAUCAGCACAAUGGACUGACAAAAGAAAAUAUUAGUCACUUCUACUCAGUCAACACAUCAGAAAUCCAGCCGAUAACUUAUGGCAACGGAAAUAAUUUCCUCAUACAUGUUCCUUGUUCUUGCCAAACUGUUAACCACACUGUCGGAUACUUCUACAACACUAUCUACACUGUACAGUCCAAUGACACAUUUGAAAAUGUUUCUGACAAUAUUUUCAGCGGGCAGGCCUGGGAAGUUGGUGGAGAAGAAAAAAGCUUUGUUUCAGGAGUCAAUGUCACCAUUUACCUUCCCUGUGGAUGCCAGGAAAGUGAUUCUGUAAUUGUGGUAACCUAUUCAGUUCAAAAUUCGGAUACCUUGUCAGAAAUUGCAGAUUCACUAUCUUCCGAUGUUGACAGCAUAUUGAACUUGAAUAAGUAUUUGCAACCGCAUCCAUCUUAUCUUCAGACUGGUUGGUUGGUUUACGUCCCUAUGCAGAAAAAUGGAUCUCGCAAGAAGAAAGAUCAUCACAAGAAGAGGGACUGGAUUAUAUCUCUUAGUAUAUUAUCAGUAGUGACAGUGCUCUCAAUCUGCACAUUAGUGAUAUUUAUACUCAGGAGAAAGAAAUUUGAGCAAAUCAAGUUAAAAAAUGGUUCCAUGAAAUCCAUGAUCAGCAACAGAUCUUUGUCAGCCAAAAAGCACUUCAAGAAUCCCGAAAACUUUGAAGAUCUCACAGUAAUUGAAUCAGAAAAGCCAAUGGUAUACUCUCUAGAGGAGGUUGCAGAGGCUACCGAGGACUUUGAUGAAAGUAGAAAGAUUGGGCAGGGUGGAUUUGGAAGUGUAUACCGUGGGACGAUAGGAAAGCAGGAAAUUGCAGUAAAGAAGAUGAGAUCAAACAAAUCCAAGGAGUUCCUUGCAGAGCUCAAAGUCCUAUGCAAAAUACAUCAUAUAAAUGUGGUUGAGCUCCUAGGAUAUGCCAGUGGGGAUGACCACCUUUACUUAGUAUAUGAGUAUGUCCAGAAUGGUUCUCUCAAUGAUCAUCUUCAUGAUCCAUUACUGAAAGGUCACCAGCCUCUCUCAUGGACUGCAAGAACCCAGAUUGCACUUGAUGCUGCAAGAGGUAUUGAGUACAUCCACGACCACACUAAAUCCCGAUAUGUACACCGUGACAUAAAGACCAGCAACAUUCUACUGGAUGAGACACUAAGGGCAAAGGUUGCUGAUUUUGGAUUAGCGAAACUUGUUAACAGAACAAAUGAGGAUGAGUGGAUGGCAACCCGCCUGGUUGGAACACCAGGAUAUCUUCCUCCCGAAUCAGUUAAAGAGCUUCAGGUGACUACUAAAACAGAUGUCUUUGCAUUUGGGGUUGUUCUGGCAGAGCUAAUAACUGGUAAACGUGCAAUCAAUCGAGACCAUCGGGAGCCUUCCAGGAUGAAGUCUCUCAUAACUAUUAUAAACAAUAUUUUUGAAGAUGAAGAUCCAGAAUCGGCACUUGAACGCGAAAUUGAUGGUAACCUUAAAGGAGGAUACCCUAUGGAAGAUGUGUUCAAGAUGGCGGAAAUUUCACGAUGGUGCUUGAGUGAAGAAGCAAUAAACAGGCCGGAGAUGCGAGAAGUGGUAGUUGGAGUCUCUAAAAUCAGAGUUUCAUCCAUUGAAUGGGAGGCAUCACUUGGUGGCAACAGCCAGGUAUUCAGUGGAGUAUUCAAUGGACGAUGAAAUGAAACCGUUGCCAAUCCAAGAAUGCAACCUGAGGAUUCUUAUUGUGUCUGUAAUCUGCAUAAUUUUAUUUAGUUUGGGACCAUAUCUCCUUUUUUUUUUCAUGUGUGCGAAUGGCCCAUUUUUCAUCCCAUUUAAGACAAAUCUUGUUGGUGUAAUGUAAACUAACUAUUGUUCUAGGAAUUUGUUUGACCCCUGCUUGUACAAAGACAAUUGUUAGUUUGUGUUAGCUAAUUUCUGUUACGAGUUCAGAAAGGAAAGAAGGAAAGCAUCAACAGUUAUUCUCCUUAUGAUUAAAGAAUGGG
Molecule: messenger RNA, 2395 nt
Organism: Oldenlandia corymbosa var. corymbosa
Lineage: Eukaryota; Viridiplantae; Streptophyta; Magnoliopsida; Gentianales; Rubiaceae
Source: the annotation of a GenBank genome assembly